UUUUAUUACAUUAGAAAUAAGCUAUUCAACAAAAACAAUGCCAACAAUUAGUCAAUCAAUUAAUUACAACAUUUGAUGACAAAAUAAAGAUUAACAACAAUAUGUGACCAAAGAUUUAAUGAUAGGAUAACGACAACAACAACGGCUCACUACUCAAGAUGUUUAUUGUUUGUUGGUUUACGAUAGUUGUCUCACUCGUUGGUGUUCAUCACUCGGAGACCAUCGGCGGUGAUGUCGAGCGACGUCUAUCAUCGGUUUCGGACCAAAUGAAACAUUGGCUCCAAUUGGCGGUCAAUCAUGAGUUGGGUGUCGCACACCUCCAACACAUCUACCGUACCGUUAAUUCAGUCACACAUGACAUACAGUUUAAUGAUAUUGUGUCCGAUAUCACCCAAAAGAUGACUAAGAAAUUAGAGGACUUGUCAGCCGUUUUAGAGGAGACUUCCGAAAGAGUGAAAGAGUUGUUUCAGAUUUACUUAAAGGGCGACGAAAUAAAGACAUUGAGGCCAUGUUGUGACCAACGAUUACACGCAGUCAUGCAUUUUGACGGCCACUUUAAUACACAGAUAACAAAAGCUACGGCCUGUGAUUCGGUACCGAACGGUGUGACCGAUGGUUCAUUUUCGCCGGGAAUUAAUUUGACGGAACAGUAUCGGGCAAAUCUGGACAUUUGGCCAAAUAUUAAGUGGCAAUACUUCAUAUCUAUUUGGGGUCUACACACGGAAUUCCCGGCAUAUUUACCGUUACCUAAUAGUUGUCACACUAAUGAUGUGUUUAAUGAUAUAAAUGAUUUCAAUAGUUUUGCAAAUAAAUUAGUGUAUAAUGAUGUCUACAAUGAAGACACGCUUCAAAGACAUCGCGAUAUUUAUAUGGCAACAGUUUUGCCACAAUCCAAGAAUAUAUUGCUGGUUAUCGACAGAGGAUCUGCUCUGACAGCACACCAAUUGGCAAUUGCUAAGGCUAUCGCCAAAUAUAUACUUAAUUCGUUGUCAUUAAAUGAUAAAAUAGGACUUAUUUCGGUGUCCAGUGAUAUUCAUUAUCCUAUAAGCGACUCAUGUUUGACCAAAAGGCUGGCAAAUGCUAACUACGAAACCAAAUAUCAAUUUCAACGAUUCAUUGAUGGACUUCAGCGAACUAAUGAAAACACUAAUCAUGUAUUGGGUUUGAAAAAUGCAUUUGAAAUGCUUGCCAACACUUUUGAAGACAUCAAAGAUAAUGAGAGUCCAUCCGAAGCUCUUAUUGUUUACAUAAGUCGUGGUCUAUUGACUGCACUUACAGACGCACGUCUUGUUAUGGAAGUGAUCGCCAAUGAGAUAAACAAAGCCUACGAUAAUAACUAUUCAUUUGUCAUCAAUUCCUAUGCAUUAAUCGAUGACACGAAGCCUGUUAUGUAUGAAAUGGAUUUUCUUCGAGAGAUCGCUGAAAUGAAUUUUCAAAAAUUUAAUGUUUUAUCUCCCGAUCCCUUCAAAAUUAGGCCGGGAAUGAUGGUAGCCGUCAACUCUACCGAUAACUUGAGUUUUACAUUGAGUGGCAUUUAUUCAGUGCUUACCCGACCCACACAUUCAUCUGUUUAUAUAUCGCUUCCCUAUUGGGAUGCUAUUAGUAAAGAUGUUCACAUAUCGGUUAGCAAAUCAGUCAUUCAUAGGGGACAACUCAUAGGAGUGGUUGGUCUCGACAUAUCUUUAGCAGAUUUAGCCGAAGAUAUCAUACAAUAUGUGUCAUCUGACGACUCGUAUGCCUUUCUGAUUGAGAAAACACAUGGCAUUGCUAUACAUCACCCACUAUUUAGUCCACCCAAUCGGCAAACACACGAUCAGAUAAUUCAUACAAGUAUUGAACAUUUUGAACAAAUUCCUGGAUUUGAUGUCAUAAAAAAGUCAAUGUUAGCUAACAAUGAGGGCAUUGAAACAAUUAAAGUCAACUUCAAUAACAAAACUCAUAUAACAUAUCAGUGGAGACGUGUAUUAUCGUCGCCUUAUAUAGUAGUGAUCGCGUCGUUCAAAACACACGAUAGAAAACACAGUAUAACUGCUCCGUUGGCCAAAGAUAUUCAUUUUACUUAUCAUCGAUUAGAUCUCAAUGCAAAUCCAUCCAUACUAUGCCGUCAUUUCAAACAAUUAGCAACUAUUGAAACUGCGACUCUAUUUAUACCUUCAAAAGCAUUUUUAUCUCCAUUUGCUAACGAUAUGCAAGAAGAAACCACUCAUGUUGUUCAAAGAUAUAUGGCUUAUCUCAAUGAUAAUACUAAACUAAUAGCUAAUCCUGGAUUUAAAAGCACUAUUAGAGGUGAAGUUCAUGUCAUCACUGGUGUCAUACCUUUAUGGAAAACACUACUAGAAUCGAGUGAAAUGUCAAAGUUUAUUGUGAGAAAGUACAUAACGACACCAAAUGGUGUAUUCUUGUUAUAUCCCGGAGCUCUCAUUGAUAAAUCAUUUGAUCCAACACGAAGAGAGUGGUACACUAAAGCGGUUCUUAAUCCGGGAAAAGUAGUAUUUACGGCCCCAUAUCUCGAUGUUGGUGGUGCCGGAUAUAUAGUUACUAUAAGUCAUGUGAUAGAGGGCUACAAAUCUGAUACUAAUACUAACACAAGGAAUACUGUGGCCGUAAUCGCAAUGGACUUUACUUUAGGCUAUUUUCAUAGUUUUCUUCAAACAAAUUUGGGCUCAUUUUGUCGCUCACAACAAGUUAGAUGUUUUAUAAUGGAUGACAAGGGCUAUCUAAUAGCUCAUCCAUCACUUGUUGAGCCCAUCCAAUUGGCACCUAUUGAACAACAACACAUUACUCAUAAGGAACCCUUAGUGGCCAAUGAUUUACUUCAUAAUAAGUUAUUCGUUAAGAAGACUGUUUGCAAUAGUUUUGCUGACAGAACUAUUCAACGAUUUUAUAAUUUUAAUACGAGCUUAACGGGUGUCCUAACAAACUCAAUACAUGAUUGCGGCAAAUAUUUGAUAGCAUCGGUCAGCGAUUCCAAUAUAUUCAUUGGUAUAGUGAACCACACGUGUGAUUCAAUGGCAGCAUUCUGUCCCUGUUCUAUGACUGAUCGAUUAUGUCUCAAUUGUCACCGUAUGGAACAAACUGAUUGUGAGUGUCCGUGCGAAUGUCCAUUAGAAUUGAAUUUAUGUACCGGACAAUUGUUUGACGAAGAGGACCGAAAUCCCAGUUGUCCACCAAUUACCGAUUCUGUAAGACCAGUGCCAGUGAUGAAGCAUACGUUGGAAUCGAUUAAGAAAUGUUUUGAUAUCAGUUGCUAUGAAAAGAAAUCAGAAAAUGAAUGUCAGGGUCUUAUGGGUUGCGAAUGGUGUCAAUUGGAUCGUAACGGAGAGACACCGUUAAAGAAUCCCUAUUGUAAUAAUCAGAAUCGUUGUUUUGGUGGCAUUCUUGGUGCCAAAACUCCAUAUCCGGAUGAGAUUUCUGAUAUGAUGUUAGCACACGACGAUUACAUGCCUAUGGGUAGUGCACCCGUCGGUCCUGUUGCUGGUGGUAUCAUGAUUUGCUUUGUGGUGUUAGCUCUAUCCGUAUAUUGUUAUCGCUAUCACUCCACACGUCACGGCCCACAUUAUAUAACAUCUAUCACCGAUAAUGGUGUCAAUCCUUUACAUUUAGAUAAUGAUUUUGACGAUAACGAUCCUCAAGAUGACAUCGCACCUGCCAUUGUGCCAAACAAUGUUGUAGUUUUGGCCAGUUUUGAAAACGCCGCUCAAGUGUCACCGUAUCGCAUAAACGCUGGCUAUCGUAGACCAGGCGGCGACUCGGAUCACGGCUAUUCAACAAUGACACCCCAUGAAGACUCUGAGUUGGCCGGACCCACAUAUAACGAACCGUUACUCGUUGGCAGAGAUAGGACUCGACUCUUAAAUACGAGUUCACAGUCAGACGCAACUAACUCAUCGUCGAGAACUUCAUCGCCAUCACUGGUCUGUCAAUCAAUUGUCAAACCACCGAAACCUAUGCCAUCAACUAUUCUUGAAGUGCCUAAUAAUGUGUUGGCUCAGGUACAGGUGCACACUGUUGACACCCAUUGA
This is a messenger RNA of Oppia nitens, 4022 nucleotides long. RefSeq names its product VWFA and cache domain-containing protein 1-like. The coding region runs from base 159 to 4022 and encodes 1287 amino acids. Gene Ontology annotation, molecular function: voltage-gated calcium channel activity. Lineage: Eukaryota; Metazoa; Arthropoda; Arachnida; Sarcoptiformes; Oppiidae. The transcript is spliced from 12 exons. Gene Ontology annotation, cellular component: voltage-gated calcium channel complex. The record is from RefSeq and is a predicted model, not a curated record.